This is a messenger RNA of Candidula unifasciata, 2109 nucleotides long. Lineage: Eukaryota; Metazoa; Mollusca; Gastropoda; Stylommatophora; Geomitridae. The record is from the annotation of a GenBank genome assembly.
AGUCUGCCUGGCCAUGAAAAACAAGAUGAUGAUAAUGAUAAAGAUGACGUGAUAGAAGAAGAACAGCUGAAGAGAAAAACAAAGAAUGCCAUUACUUGCACAGAAAGUGGAGCAGAAUAUGCCUUCCAUCCAGAAAAGGAUGCAUCAGGUUUUCAAAAUGUGUUUGCUACCGCUGUCACUGAAGAAUCACUAGAGGCUGCCAGGUUGAGAAGUCAGCUAAUCUUUUUCUCUGGAGAUUGGAACAGUGGCAGACAUCAGCGAGAGGAUGAACAUACAAGGAUUGUGGCCAGGAAAGCUAGUGAACAUUAUCAGCAGGCACUGAGACUGAAGGAAGAGAGGAACCCAGUGGGUAGCAUCUCUUGUCUGACCAAGGCUAUCAACCUGACACCCAGUGAUCCCGUCUUGUACGCUGAGAGGGGGGAGGCAUACCUGUCUCUGUGUGACUUCCAGUCUGCCAUACUCAACUAUAGGAAAGCCUGCCUCCUAACGACUACAGACAAAGAAGCCUACGAUUCAAGACUAGCCUUUAUUUACUAUUUUCAAGGCCAGACUCUGUUUGACCAAAGGCUUUUCCCAGAGGCUUUAGAAGUUUUCUCCAAGGCUGCAGAGAUGGUGCCAGGAAAUGGUGGUUACCAGAUGAGAAUUAUCACAUGUCUAGUGGCACUACAGAGACAUCAUGAGUGUCUGACCUUGGUGAACCAGAGGUUACAGGAAGACAAGAACAACCCUGACCUCUACAUAGUGAGGGCACGUCUGCAUGAAAUAUUUGCAAAUUUGAGUCCACGCUAUUAUGAUGUAAGAAAUGCACUGUCGCUUAACCCAGACCACCAGGAAGGACAGGCCAUGAUGGACACUAUUGUUAAGGCAGCGGAUGAUAACAAAAACCUGGCCUUGCAUUUGAGCAUUAUGGGAAAAGACAAACAGGCAUUACAGAAGAUAUCACUGGCUAUUCAGAUGAACCCUUCCGUGGCUGAAUACCAUGUUCUGAGAGGCACAUUACAUAGGAAGCUAAAGGAUUUCAAUGGUGCUGUGGAUGACCUCAGGCUGGCCUUAGACAAGUGUGACCACAGGAGAUCCCACCCAGUCUACAGGAACUCCCAGAGACAGCUUUUGCUGACCUUCAACGACUUUGCGGUGGAGUGCUUCAGCAAGGGCAGGUAUGAGGAGGCCAUCACUCUCCUGAACAAGGCUCUGCAGGACGAGAAGCAGGAGAAGUCUUUGUAUAUUAACAGGGGAGAUUGUUUCUACAAAAAGAAUGAGCUUCUGUUUGCCAUGGAGGAUUACCUGCAGGCUCUCGAGCUUGAUCCACAGGAUACAGCAAUCAUGUUCAGACUGGCUCUUGUUCACAAUGAGUUUGCUGUUAGCCACUUCGAUGAUAAGAACUACACUGCAGCUGAAACUGAAUUCACCCAGGCAUUAGAGUGCAGUCCCCUUGUUGGCCAGUUUUAUGUAUCACGAUCACGUGCUCGUUCAAUGCUAGGGGAUCUCACGGGUGCCAGAGAAGAUUGCCUGUGGGGUCUGUUGUUAUCUCCGACCUCCAGUGGCAACACUUCCAUCAUGGCCAGGCUGUUCCCAGGAAAAUCUAUGGCUGACAUCCUCAACAGUCCAGCAGCAAAUGCUGUGAAAAUUAAAGUUCAUGCCCUACUUUCUGUAAAUUGUAGUAGAAAACUGGAUCAGCCAGAGUGGAAUAAUCCAGCCAACACUGAAGGCGACACAAACCCUGGUACAAGUGGGUUUGAGCCUGCAGCAGAUCAGUCAAGGCUUUCCACUAAGGCCUUAUAUCAACAGGAGUCAGAGGUCAGAGGUUACAGCUUGUGUAUGACAGACAGAGAACUGCUUGUGAAAGAAGUCCAAGAAAAGAAGAAGGUGGAAAGCAGAGUUAAAGAUGCCCUAUUUAACCGCAGACCUCUACAUGCCGAUGGGCCAAAACUUCUGCCACUUCCUUCGCUGAUCACUCUCCCACCAAAUGUAGCAAGAAGUGCCGACAGACUUCCCAUGACAACUGGCACAGAAGACAAAGAAGUCUCAGAACAGAACCUGUCUUUCACACACUAUAGACCAAACUGGAGACAGUUUAGUCACACAGUCAGAGCAGUUAAAAAUAUGUAG